Molecule: messenger RNA, 1056 nt
Organism: Lolium rigidum
Lineage: Eukaryota; Viridiplantae; Streptophyta; Magnoliopsida; Poales; Poaceae
Product: fasciclin-like arabinogalactan protein 1
Exons: 1
Coding region: 1-759 (252 amino acids)
Source: RefSeq, a predicted model, not a curated record
AUGACGGGAUUAGCGGCACCUGUUCUGAUCGGCCUUCUGCUCUUCGCGUCAGGAGCCACCGCCGCCGGUGACGACGAGCUUGCACAUCUUCAGGUCCCAGGCACCGCCGACUCGGGCCUUGGCCACGGGUCCGACGCGCCGCUACCGCCGCUGCCUCCGCAGGGGCAGCUCAUGGACAUCAUGUCCACGGGUGGCUGCGUAAGGUUCGCGGCCCUAGUCGCCGCGACACCGAACGUCAGCGACGUCUUCCAGCAGCGCCUCGUACCGGGCGCCGGAGGGCUCACCCUCUUCUGCCCCGACGACAAGGCCGUCGACUCCUUCGAGCCGACGUUCCGAGCCCUCGCCCAGAGCGACCGGCUGGACGUCCUCCUGCACCACGCCACGCUGGGGCGCUACGUCCGGGCGCAGCUGGCGGCCUUCGACUGGGUGGCGGCGCGCACGCUGGCGGCCAACAGGAGCCAGAGCAUCACCAUCCGCGACGACGGCGACACGGUGUGGCUGUGGAGGUCGUGGCAAGGCGGCGCGGCCAGGGUGAUCAAGACGGUUUCGGAGGAGGAGGCCCCCCUCGCCCUCGCCGUGUACCUCGUCGACGCCGUGCUGCUGCCGGGCCAUCUGCGACAGAAGCUGGAUGGAGGGUACUUUGCCUGGCUGCACAUGCUCAUCCCGGUGUGGGUGGGGCUGUGCUGGGCCCUAGCGGCCAUGGUGGGCGUCAUCAUCGGCUUUCUGCUCAUGCUCGGAGCAAUGUCAAGGUGGAUAUAGUGAUGCUGUGAAGGCGAAAGAGGAGGAGGAGGUGGAGAAGAAGCCGGCCGGCUCUAUGUUCUGUUAAGAUCGAGUUUCAUGCUACAAUAGUCCAUCUCUCUGUGCGCUCAUCAGUGUGUGAACUCUAGUGCUCUGUUAAGAGUUUCAUGCUACAUUAGUCAGGUGUUAGUGUCGAGUCUGCAUAUGCAUGAUGUUGGAGUGUAUCGUUGUUGCAUUGCACCGUCAGACCGUAGUGCAUGCUGGAGUGAGUUCUGCUGCUCAGCUCCUGUGUAGUCCUGUGCCUCAGCUGCAUUAACC